Molecule: messenger RNA, 2345 nt
Organism: Musa acuminata AAA Group (dessert banana)
Lineage: Eukaryota; Viridiplantae; Streptophyta; Magnoliopsida; Zingiberales; Musaceae
Product: probable galacturonosyltransferase 4
Exons: 9
Coding region: 161-2071 (636 amino acids)
Molecular function (GO): polygalacturonate 4-alpha-galacturonosyltransferase activity
Source: RefSeq, a predicted model, not a curated record
UUCCCUAAAACUUGAUUAGUCUGUAUCCGGUGGAGAAGAAGGAACUCGAUUUCUCUAUCCAAAGAUCAGAUUUUUGGGGCAUUUGUUACUCCUAGGAAGUGGUUCUCGUCAGCCAGAAGUGGAGGAGGAAUGAACCAUUUGUGCUGAAAGGGGAGGAGACAUGGCGAGAAGGAAGCCGGUUUUGUUCCUGCUCAGCGUCACUGUUGUUGCGCCUAUCGUUCUCGCCAUCACGCCUGGUUUCGUCGCCAAUAGCCAUUUCGGCGACGAGAUUCCCAUCCUGAGUUCAAGGAAUGAUGUCGAGACACUCAAUGCGCUUUCCCAGGAGUCUGUUGAUGCUGUCAAAGAACCAACUUGGGCCGUUUACCCUGAAAACUCCAGUAAUUCAGAUCAUGUCUCAGCUAAAUCCAGUAAUGGAGUGGAUGCAUCAACGACAACAGAAAUGCCUUUGGGCCAGUCUGGUCAACAUAAGAGCCGAGUAUUAUCAGAAGACUCAGAGGGAACUAAUUUGCAGACAAAGACUGUGAUUCAGCAAGUGACUAAAAGUGAAAGCGAAGAUGAUGGCCCCCAGAAGCCAGAAAUGGGACGAGAGAAAAAGGCGACAGCAUUCAAGAAGAAUACAUUUGCAACCGAGUCUGGAGAGCAGGACCAUCAGAAGCCAGAAAAAGGUUCGAAUAUUGAUUCAGGUGAUAUGCCUGAUGCAAAAAUUCGGCAAUUUAGGGACCAGCUGAUAAGAGCAAAGGUCUUUCUUAGUCUUCCAUCUUCUAAAACCUACCCAGAAUUCAUCAGGGACCUUCGAGUACAGAUGAGGUAUACUGAGCGCACACUUGGUGAUGCAACCUUGGACUCAGAAUUGCCAAAGAAUGCCCGUGAGAAACUGAAGGCAAUGGAACAAACAUUGUUGAAAGGCAAGCAAAUUCAAGAAGACUGCUCUGCUGUAGUCGAAAAGCUCCGAGCUUCUUAUCAGUCUGCAGAGGAACAAGUGCGUGUUCAGAAGAAACAAGAGUUGUUCCUGACACAAGUUGCUGCAAAAACCCUUCCCAGAGGUCUCCAUUGUCUUUCUUUGCAUCUUACCACACAGUACUAUUCACUUGACUCGAGCCAACAGCAAUUCCAACACCAAGAAAGGCUUGAAGAUCCUAAACUCUAUCACUAUGCACUGUUCUCGGAUAAUGUGUUAGCAACUGCAGUGGUUGUGAAUUCUACGGUGUUUCAUGCUAAGAACCCCAAGAACCAUGUAUUCCAUGUUGUUACCGAUAGACUCAACUAUGCAGCAAUGAAGAUGUGGUUUUUGGCUAAUCCGCCGGGGAAUGCAGCAAUUCAGGUUCAGAAUGUUGAGGAGUUUACAUGGCUGAACUCAAGCUAUAGCCCGGUUCUAAAGCAGCUUGGAUCUCAAUCUAUGAUAGAUUUCUACUUCAGGUUGCACCAUGCCAAGUCUGAUGGGAACUUGAAGUUCCGAAACCCAAAGUACCUGUCUAUCCUAAAUCAUCUGCGAUUCUAUCUACCUGAGAUCUUACCAAAACUCAGCAAAGUAGUAUUUUUAGACGAUGAUGUUGUCGUGCAGAAGGACCUUACCUCACUUUGGACAAUUGAUCUUAAGGGAAAGGUUAAUGGUGCAGUUGAAACCUGUGGUGAAAGUUUCCAUAGGUUCGAUAGGUAUCUCAACUUCUCAAACCCCCUUAUUGCUGAAAAUUUCGACCCUCAUGCCUGUGGCUGGGCAUUUGGGAUGAAUGUCUUCGAUUUGGAUGAGUGGAGGAAGCAGAACAUCACUGAUAUCUAUCACCAUUGGCAGACACUGAAUGAAGACAGACUCUUAUGGAAGUUGGGCACUCUUCCACCAGGUUUAAUAACAUUUUGGAAGCGCACUUACCCCCUCGAUCGCUCUUGGCACGUGUUGGGUUUGGGAUACAACCCAAAUGUGAACCAGCAAGAUAUCGAAGGAGCAGCUGCAGUACACUACAAUGGAAACAUGAAACCUUGGCUUGAAAUAGGGAUGGCCAAGUACCACAACUACUGGUCUAAAUAUGUGAACUACGACCAAGUUUAUUUGAGAGACUGCAGCAUCAAUCCUUAAGAACCAAAUGGUGUCUUCAUAUCCCGUCUAAUACAGGUUCAGCUUAUCUUUAGAUAUUAUGUUUGAUGGUCUUGUUCUACCUUUUUCUUUAAUUUGAUUCUUGGUGCUCUAGUUUAGCAAAGCUGGCUGGGGCUGCACUUCUUGUUUUUCUUUUUCGUUUACGAUGACUGCAUAUAUGCUUCAACAUUAAUGAGAGUUAGAAUUUGGUUCAUGUUGCAUGCACUUGGAUGUGCUUCUUUCAUACUUUUUGCUACAAAUUGAACUACCAUCAUAG